Messenger RNA from Aspergillus fischeri NRRL 181, 732 nucleotides. RefSeq lists its product as uncharacterized. The transcript has a single exon. The coding region runs from base 1 to 732 and encodes 243 amino acids. The record is from RefSeq and is a predicted model, not a curated record. Lineage: Eukaryota; Fungi; Ascomycota; Eurotiomycetes; Eurotiales; Aspergillaceae.
AUGGUGGCCGCCAUUCCAUCCGCAAACAUCAAUGAUGCAGAGACCAGCAGCACGCCUCAUGUCGCGUUAAGCAGUUUAAGGGGACCUGGACCUCAAGGCGUGCAGGAUGGCAUAUCCAUCUUUCUCUCCAGCAACCGCGCUGCCACGAUGAGACUCGUCUGCCUCCUUCUCCCCCUCAGCCUGGGGCUACCAAUCACCAUUCCCGUCGAAGGCACGGAAGUAUACCAACUCCAACACCAAGAAUAUCACCGACAGCAACAGCAACAACAACUAACAAUCCUCGCACAAAACCACUCAGAGCAGGACCAACCUCAAACCCAACCUAGCUCCAGUUCCCACGGCUCAUUCAUCAACCUCAACCUCAACCUCCACAAGCUCAAGCUCAAGCCCAAUAACCACCACCAAAACACUACCAAUCAACCAACCGACAAAAUCCUCCAAGCAUACCUCCACACCCUACGCGCUUCCCACCUCUGCGCGCACAUCCUCUCGCAAUACGCUCCCGAGCUCCUCGCCCUCGCGCUCUUCUCCCUCCUCCCACUAACCCUCUGCAUCCUUGCCCUCGCAGAGCGCAUCGCCCGCUCCUGGACUGUCGAGGCGUAUCCCGAGCGCGGGCGCGACAGACGCCGGUUUCUGGGCCGGGAGAGGCGGUGUCUGAUGCAGGCGAGGAGGGAGAGGGAGAAGAGGGCUGUGCUGGAGAGGGGGUGGUGGAUUGCGGAGCGGAAGCGUUGA